AUGACAAUACGACUGACACAUCAGUUUGCUUCUUUCAAUUUGGGACCGGAUUUCGGCAUUGAUUUCCCAAAUGUUUACAACAGUCAAUCGCUAACGCGUCCAUCUUACAAUGUCGCUGCAUAUCUUCUUAACGUUAUGUGGUCUUUCAUUUUUUUCUUUUUGUUUUCACUUUUAUUGACUACUUUUAAUCUCUUUCCUUCUUUCUUUCUUUCUUUCAUCCUUUCUGUUCCAUCCCUUUCUUUUCUUUCUUUUUUCAUUCUUUCUAUUCCAUCUCUUUUUCUUUCUUUCUUUCUUUCUUUCUUUCUUUUACAUAUUCCUUCUACACAUUUCUUUAAAUUCUUUCUUUCUUUCUUUCUUUCAAGUAUUCAAUCCCUUCCUUCUUUCCCUCCUCUUUCUUUUCUCUUUCUUUCUUUCUUUCUUUCUUUCUUUCUUUCUUUCUUUUUCAAGUAUUCAAUCCCUUCCUUCUUUCCCUUUUUUUUUCUUUCUUUUUUCUUUCUUUCUUUCUUUCAAGUAUUCAAUCCCUUCCUUCUUUCCCUCCUCUUUCUUUUCUCUUUCUUUCUUUCUUUCUUUCUUUCUUUCUUUCUUUCUUUCUUUCAAGUAUUCAAUCCCUUCCUUCUUUCCCUCCUCUUUCUUUUCUCUUUCUUUCUUUCUUUCUUUCUUUCUUUCUUUCUUUCUUUCUUUCUUUCUUUCUUUCUUUCUUUCUUUCAAGUAGUCAAUCCCUUUCUUCUUUCUUUUCUCUUUCUUUCUUUCUUUCUUUCUUUUUUUCUUUCUUUCUUUCUUUCUUUCUUUCUUUCUUUCUUUCCAAUCUCCUAUACUCCCUCCCUUCCUUCUUCCUCACCCUUUCUUUCUUUCCUUCUAUUUUCAUUUUUAUUGACUAUUUUAAAUCUUUUCGCUUCUCUCUUCUCCCAUCAGCAAUUUUUUCACCUUUCUUUUUUUUUUUUUUUUAUCUCACCCCUCCCCGCUUUGAUUCCUGUUUCCCUCUUCUACUUAUUCCGGCGUUCUUUCAAUCAUUCUUUUGACUUCCAUCUUCCUUCAUCACUCAAAUCAACGGCUUUUAUUCCACCCGGAUUUCCUGUUGCAAUGGUUCUUUUCUCAACUUAG
Acanthosepion pharaonis is the source of this 1101-nucleotide messenger RNA. The record is from the annotation of a GenBank genome assembly. Lineage: Eukaryota; Metazoa; Mollusca; Cephalopoda; Sepiida; Sepiidae.